Messenger RNA from Leptopilina boulardi, 674 nucleotides. RefSeq names its product transmembrane protein 258 (gene kud). Lineage: Eukaryota; Metazoa; Arthropoda; Insecta; Hymenoptera; Figitidae. The record is from RefSeq and is a predicted model, not a curated record. The transcript has 3 exons. The coding region runs from base 278 to 520 and encodes 80 amino acids. Gene Ontology annotation, cellular component: membrane-bounded organelle. Gene Ontology annotation, biological process: protein N-linked glycosylation.
GGGCUCCGAUGUGUUUGGUUUUGUUUGUGUUUGUGGCUGCUGUCAACCACGUCGACUGAUUUUUAAUCAUUUUCUUCUUAAAUUAAGAAGAAAUUAAUUUUUAAACAAUAUUGACAAUUAAAUUGUCUAAUUUCUGCCCCCUUUGAUCUGAUUUUUUUGUUGACAUAAGUUUAACAAAAUCGUUUUUUUUGUUAAACAAAACUUCUAAAAGUACCGGGGGCGUUUAAUUUUGAGGUUAGACUAUUUUGCAGCCACGUCAUUAUAAAUUUUUAAUAAAAUGGUUGCUAUUGAAUCGAUGACGAGAUACGUCUCACCAAUAAAUCCAUCAAUAUUUCCACUUCUCGCUUUGGUUUUAUUAGGAAUUGGAAUUUUCUUCACAGCCUGGUUCUUUGUGUACGAAGUGACGAGUACAAAAUUUACAAGAGAUAUUUUUAAAGAAUUAUUAGUUGCUUUGGUUGCUGCAAUAUUUUCUGGUUUUGGAGUUUUAUUCCUUCUUUUAUGGGUUGGCAUUUAUGUCUAGUUCAAUAAUUGGCAAGCUGUUAUACUCGAAAAUGAAAAAUCACUGAUCCACUGUACAGAAAAAAAAAAAUUUAAACUAAUGUCAUUCCUAUGUUAAUUGUAUGUUAUUUCACAAGGUUUUUUAUAAUAAAAAUAUAUAAGACUUAAAAAUGAAA